AAACUCCCCGGAUAUGACUACCCCCCUUUGACUCCAUUCAUGAAGAAGUCGAUCAGCUGUCUGUAGCUCACCGGAGAUCAAAUUUAUCAAAAAUAAAACACUCAAAGAAGGUCAUCAUAACAUAUUAUGGCCUCCAACAAUAUGGCAGACCCGAGGAGACAAAAUAAGAUUUUAAGGUACAAACCCCCCAGCACAGAGACCAAUCCCACACUGGAGGACCCCACGCCGGACUACAUGAACCUGCUCGGCAUGAUCUUCAGCAUGUGUGGACUGAUGCUCAAGCUGAAGUGGUGUGCCUGGAUCGCAGUCUACUGCUCUUUCAUCAGCUUUGCAAACUCCAGAAGCUCAGAGGACACCAAACAGAUGAUGAGCAGCUUCAUGCUGUCCAUCUCAGCAGUGGUGAUGUCCUACCUCCAGAACCCACAGCCAAUGUCACCGCCAUGGUAACCAAGGGCCAAUCACAGAGGAGCACGGAGGUGAAUUGCGGAUGCUGAAGUGGUGACAAAACAGCUGAUUGGCCCCCCAGGCCAUCAUUGAGGAAAAACAGAGACAGAAAGGAAGAUAAUAUGAUGGAGAGAAAAGGAGAGAGGAAACGGAUGGACAGUGAAGAGGACAUUACGUCAAGAUAGAGAGAUCAAACGGCCUUUAACUGCGUUCUCAUGUUUUGUCUCUUUUUAAUCUUUUCUAAUUGUAUUUGUUGAUGAAAACUUCAAAUUUUACUGUUUGGCUGAUCUGUUGCAGGAUGUCAUCAAUAAAGCUGUACAAUUUUGAAAAGGAA
Molecule: messenger RNA, 778 nt
Organism: Plectropomus leopardus (leopard coralgrouper)
Lineage: Eukaryota; Metazoa; Chordata; Actinopteri; Perciformes; Serranidae
Gene: wdr83os
Product: WD repeat domain 83 opposite strand
Biological process (GO): protein insertion into ER membrane
Cellular component (GO): endoplasmic reticulum membrane
Molecular function (GO): protein folding chaperone
Source: RefSeq, a predicted model, not a curated record